AUACUCAAAAACCAUCGAUUAGAAAGCUCUCGUCUGGAGAUCUACUUUCAACCAUGGCUCGCGGCAACCAACGUGACAAAGCCCGUGAAAAGAACCUGAAAGCGGCGGCGGGAAAGAAAUCCAAGAACACGGCAUCGGGCUCAGAGCAACAAAAAGCCAAGGAAGACGCAGCAGCCAUAAUGCGCGCCAAACAGGCUGCCGCCGAUGCAAAGAAGUCGGGAGGCACCUAAUGGCUGACUGACCCGGUUCCUUUGGAACCCAAGUCAACGUUAUAUGUUCAAGACGGGAAAGGAGUUUGUUUGGAUCUUUUUGGAUAGGGGAGCUAGGUGUAGAGGCUGCAUUUGCAGAUGCCAGACAGGUCAAUCGAAUAUUUGGUACUCAAUUGCUUGUGAUGUUUGAAACAUUUCCCAUCGCGACUCGGCACCUAGUUUCGUUCACACUUCUCUAUAUGCUAAACACAGAUGUAGAUUGUUUGAACAUUGAUCUUUUUUGAGUCUUUGCAUUCAAGAUUCUAAGUUUAAUUGUACACAACACUACCACAUUGUCACCUGCAUAGAGGCAUGUGGAUUACGGUAUAAUGCUUCAACGCCGGAAAAGAAGUGGCAACAAUAAAAUGGUAUAAAGGGCUCCUUUCGUCAAGAUGCGCAAUUAGCAGCAUCAAACCCGAUCAUCAAAAGAACCAAGAAAACCUCCCCAUCCUACUACGACGCUCGAUAGUGCUACACGG
Messenger RNA from Aaosphaeria arxii CBS 175.79, 727 nucleotides. RefSeq lists its product as uncharacterized. The transcript is spliced from 4 exons. The record is from RefSeq and is a predicted model, not a curated record. Bases 54 to 230 code for a protein of 58 amino acids. Lineage: Eukaryota; Fungi; Ascomycota; Dothideomycetes; Pleosporales.